This is a messenger RNA of Penicillium argentinense, 930 nucleotides long. Its product is annotated as aminoglycoside phosphotransferase family protein. The transcript has a single exon. Bases 1 to 930 code for a protein of 309 amino acids. The record is from RefSeq and is a predicted model, not a curated record. Lineage: Eukaryota; Fungi; Ascomycota; Eurotiomycetes; Eurotiales; Aspergillaceae.
AUGACUGAACCUCCGUCAACUGAAGUUCCUUAUGAACAACAAAACCUUCACAAGGGGCACCAAUAUAUCAAGGACGGCAACACUUUGCUACCAUGUGAAGCCCCUGUGAAUCCACUCGACCUCGGAGCUGGCCAAGAGGUGGUAACUGUGCUCGAAAAACAAAUGGGUAGGCUUGUACUCGAGUGGGACUUCUCCUGGGUGACCAAGUCAGGGUUUGGAGUGCGAUCCGCAGAAGCCGAAGCAAUGAGACUUGUUUUUAAGCAUACCGAUAUGCCGGUUCCUGAGGUGCUCUUCACCGAUUUCAGUUCGGACGAAGUGAUAACAAGUCGAAGUGACUUUUUCAAGUCCGAUUUUCAUCCACCGGAAGGACUGAUUGGAAUGACAAUUAUUCCCGGGGUCCCUUUGGAGCAAAAUUGGGACACGCUAGACGAUGUGGCUAAAGAGUCAAUCUGUCUUCAACUAUGGGAUCUGAUCUCCACGAUCCGAAAUAUCCCUCGUCCACCAGAAUUUGAGGGGCUGUAUCAGUGUGCUGCUGAUGGCUCUCCAUCCCGAGACCCAAUGCUGGAGGAUCUACAAAAGCCCGCUCGACCACUCUCGAGCGAUUCAGAGCUACGUGCAAGAAUUUACGAGCGGUAUAUCCACUGUGGAGGAACUCGGUAUGAGAAUAGUCUGCUGGAUAUGCUGCCCAGGUCGGAACGCUCGGUGUUCACGCAUGCGGAUAUUGCGCCACGCAACGUCAUGGUGGACGAGCAGGAAAAAAUCACCGGCAUUCUUGAUUGGGAAUCAGCGGGGUGGUAUCCCGACUACUGGGAGUAUGCGCAGAUCUUACGGCCAGCCUUUUGGGGUGACUGGUCAAUCUGGAUGGAGAAGACUGCGCCACAGCAGUGGGAUCUACGAGGAAUAAAUGCUGCCAGGAAGGUUUUGUUCUGA